CCACUCUGGGCCGCUAUGGCCUGCGAGCCCAGUGUCCUUGGAUGUCCUGCGGUCUGGGAGUGGGAGCCCACUGCAGGACGGUGCGUGCCCCACGUGGACUGGGGGGCGCCGGUGCCUGAGAUGUUUCCCCGGUGACUGACCCCUUCUCAGGGUCCAGUGUGCCCUGGCACUGCCCACUCCCCAGAGCGUCCUGCCAGCCUGGCUGAGCUGCGCCGAGAACCUGGGCUUGUGUGACCAGAUGUGGUCACUGCCUGCCACAGAGUGGGGUGACCCUGGGGCCCUGACCUGGGGGAAGCAGGAUGGGCCAGAGGGAGGGACGGGGUGGGAGUUGAGCCCAGAUGCCUGCUUCUCGGGACCCAGGGCAUGGCCUUCCCAAGGUCACCCAGACACGUAUCAGAAGGCCUGGUCCCCACCUCCUGUGUCUGCCUUUAGGGAGUGGCAGGUGGGGCCCCUUCACAAGUCCUGGCCUACACGGGCCCUGCCUUGGAGCUUGUGGCAUUGGCUCCUGAGGUCCCUCCCGACUGAUGGUAUUUGAGCCUGCUGUACCCCGCGGCCUGCCUUUUGGGACCACUGCAACCCUAGGAGGAGUCCUCUGAGUGGCCCUCGCAGGGGCUGCCAUACUCACACGUGUCUUAUGUGUCACCUCCAUUGUGGAGGGGUUGGCCUGCCUUCCCAGGAGCAGGUCCCCUCAUCCCAACUGCAGCCCUGCCCCCUGGGGGUUCCGCUCUGUAUCGGAAUGCCCCUCAUGCCCAGCCCUGGCGCCGCCUUAGGGUGGGAGGUUUUGCUGUCCUGCAUGGAGUUGCAAGAGCGGUCGGGGGCCUCCAGCCCAGGGCGUGGACGAGUGGACUGGGCUUGGUCGUCGGAGCCAAGGCAGCUGCAGCAGCGUCUUCCUCCUCCUAAGAGGUGGCUGUAGUGGCCAUGCAGGGCGAGGGACUUCCUUGUGGCUGUGCUAGGUGGGAGGGGCGGGGGUAGGGGGGUGUGUCUGCUGCAAGCAGGGAGCUCCAGCCGGUGGGAACACGAACCGCAGGGAGUACUGGGUCAGCCUGGGGCGGGGGGUGGGGGGGGCGGCAAGCAGUAGUGAGGGAAGGCUUCCUGGAGGAGGUGACAUCCUCACAGGCCUGAGCCCAGGAAGGCUGUGAGAGGGCGAACGGUCUUGCAUGGGGGGUUUUAGGUGCCCCCCACCCCCGUGACUCCAUUUACCAGCGACUGCCGUGGAGGUCGUCCAAUGUGCUGGAGCUGCGCCAGAGCGGGGGUGGGGGCCGGCGCUGAGACGCGGUGCUAGCUGGAGGCGGUUCCUGUCCGGGGUGUGCGUCCGCGUGCAGGGUGCGCGCGUGUCUUGGCCGCGCGUGGCGGCGUGUGCGGCAGGGGCGGGCAGGCGGGCGACUCGGUGACGCGGCCCAAGCGCGGCGCCGAGCGGAGCGGGCGGAGCGGGCCGGCUGGGGCGGAGCGGAGUCGUCCGCAGAGCAGCCCCUCCCGGCCGCGGCCGCCGACCCCGGACCCCGGCCCCCGGCCCGGCUCUAUGGACAGGAGCUCGCUGCUGCAGCUCAUCCAGGAGCAGGUGCGUCGGGGGGUGGUCUGGGGAGCUGGCACCGCCCCCAAUGCGGCCCUCCUGCCGCUGAGCUGAGCUUGUGCGGGACCGAGCUCCCCGAAAGCCCCGCUCGGUACCUACCUCAUCCCUGCACGACCUUGGCCCCUGUGUCUGGGACCCCAGGAGUGGGCUGACUGGACCAGGGCUCCUGGCUGCAGAAGGGAGAGUCGGGGAGAGGGAGGGAGGGCGGGCAGCUGGCUGGUCUUGGACCUUGGCCCUCGCCUUCCAGGAUGGGUAGGGUGGAAGACGGGGGAACAACUGAGGAGCUGGAGGAUUGGGACCCAGGCACCAGUGCCCUGCCAGCUCCUGGGAUCAAGCAGGGUCCCGGGGAACAGGCAGGCACGGGGCCCCUGUCCCAAAAGUGCUGGAAGCCUGAGCCUGAUGCUCCCAGCCAGCCUGGCCCAGCCCUUUGGUCCAGGGGUCGGGCCCGCACUCAGGCCUUGGCCGGCGGCUCCUCACUGCAGCAGCUGGACCCCGAGAACACAGGCUUCAUCGGUGCGGACACCUUCGCUGGCCUGGUGCACAGCCAUGAGCUGCCCCUGGACCCGGCCAAGCUGGACAUGCUGGUGGCCCUGGCUCAGAGCAACGAGCAGGGCCAGGUCUGCUACCAGGAGCUGGUGGACCUGGUCAGUGCCACGGUGGGCAGGCGGCAGGGGCACGAUGUCCUGGCCAGAGGAGGCGGGCAGGCAGCUCCUCACUGCAGGGGGGCUUGUGGAUGCGGGGAGCUGGGUGAGCCUCACAGGCAGGGGUGCCAUGGGGAGGUCCAUGGCCCACACUCAGGCCCCUGCCCCCAGAUCAGCAGCAAGCGCUCCAGCAGUUUCAAGCGGGCCAUUGCUAAUGGACAGCGGGCACUGCCCCGGGACGGGCUGCUGGACGAGCCAGGCCUAGGUGUCUACAAGCGGUUUGUGCGUUAUGUGGCCUACGAGAUCCUGCCUUGCGAGGUGGACCGCCGCUGGUAUUUCUACCGUCACCGCAGCUGCCCACCCCCCGUGUUCAUGGCCUCGGUCACCCUUGCCCAGAUCAUCGUGUUCCUAUGCUACGGGGCCCGCCUCAACAAGUGGGUGCUGCAGACCUACCACCCCGAGUACAUGAAGAGCCCCCUCGUGUACCACCCCGGGCACCGCGCCCGCGCCUGGCGCUUCCUCACCUACAUGUUCAUGCACGUUGGGCUGGAGCAGCUGGGGUUCAAUGCCCUCCUGCAGCUGAUGAUCGGGGUGCCCUUGGAGAUGGUGCACGGCCUGCUCCGCAUCAGCCUGCUCUACCUGGCAGGCGUGCUGGCAGGCUCCCUAACUGUCUCCAUCACCGACAUGCGGGCCCCGGUGGUGGGAGGCUCCGGCGGGGUCUACGCCCUGUGCUCGGCACACCUGGCCAACGUCGUCAUGAACUGGGCUGGGAUGAGAUGUCCCUACAAGUUGCUGAGGAUGGUGCUGGCCUUGGUGUGCAUGAGCUCCGAGGUGGGCCGGGCCGUGUGGCUGCGCUUCUCCCCGCCGCUGCCCGCCUCGGGCCCACAGCCCAGCUUCAUGGCGCACCUGGCAGGCGCGGUGGUGGGGGUGAGCAUGGGCCUGACCAUCCUGCGUAGCUACGAGGAGCGCCUGCGGGACCAGUGCGGCUGGUGGGUGGUGCUGCUGGCCUACGGCACCUUCCUGCUCUUCGCCGUCUUCUGGAACGUCUUCGCCUACGACCUGCUGGGCGCCCACAUCCCCCCACCGCCCUGACCGGCUACCUGAGGCUGCACAGCCCAGGGCUCGGGCAUGUGGUGGCCGCCCACCAGGGGCCUUCACGUCUGCCCUUUGUGAACGGACGUCUCAGGGCUUCUGUGCCCCUUGGGUGUGGGUGGCCUCAGAGGAGACCCUGUCCCAGCCACCCCCCUACCCCCAGGACUUGCGGUCUGAGCCUUUUUGGAUAAUUAAUAAAUAUUUUACACAGCACCA
This is a messenger RNA of Nomascus leucogenys (northern white-cheeked gibbon), 3519 nucleotides long. It is a transcript of the gene RHBDL1, whose product is annotated as rhomboid like 1. Gene Ontology annotation, cellular component: membrane. The coding region runs from base 1819 to 3303 and encodes 494 amino acids. Lineage: Eukaryota; Metazoa; Chordata; Mammalia; Primates; Hylobatidae. The transcript is spliced from 6 exons. Gene Ontology annotation, molecular function: serine-type endopeptidase activity. The record is from RefSeq and is a predicted model, not a curated record.